This is a messenger RNA of Emiliania huxleyi CCMP1516, 680 nucleotides long. RefSeq lists its product as hypothetical. The transcript has 5 exons. Bases 321 to 521 code for a protein of 66 amino acids. The record is from RefSeq and is a predicted model, not a curated record. Lineage: Eukaryota; Haptophyta; Isochrysidales; Noelaerhabdaceae.
UUUUUGCUAAAAACGGGCCGCCUAGUGCAGCAUCACUAGUAAAACACGCAACCACACUGAAAGCUCCACACUAGCCGGUAUAGGCGAGCACCGUCGGCCUCACCGUCGCCGCUCGCGGCGGAGCCGACGGCGCGGAGCCACGGGUCGGUGCGACCUUUUGGGGGCCCAUGAGCUCGCCAGGACGUCACCGAUGGCUCGGCGCGCCUCUUCCCGCCAGCGCGGGGCGGCCUACCUUUUGAGCGGCCGUGAGCCGGCAGGGAGGCCGGCGAUGGCUCGGCCAGCUCCUUCCCGGCGGGUUCUCGUCGGGCUGUGCCUGUUUGAUGGCCGCACGAGGCAAAGUUGGGCGCUCCGAGCGUCUUCUCGGCGAGAACGAACGACCGGCGGUCGAGCCGCCGAACAAUUCGACGUGGCGCAGCUCCGCGCUGGCGGGCACGACCGAGCAGAUGAUGUCGGCGGCGGUCACGCGACGAGGGAGAGCCGCAGGGGCCCUCUGUGGAGCAGGCGCGCGAAAGCAGCGAUGAGUGGCGCCGCGAUCAGCCACCGUUCUCGGCCCGGCCGGAAAGCUGGCUGGUGGUCGCCGCAGCGCGUCAGCGCCACUCCGACUGGUCGGGCACCUCGGCUGGGUCCAUCAGCAAGAGGCCCGCGCCGUCGGGCGGCCCCGGGAGCGCAUGAUGCCCCUC